UCAUGCAAAUGAGGCCAGCGAGCUCUGUUCAGUGUGCUUUACUGCUGUCUGCCUGGUUGUUAUAGUGAUAAGCCGAGGCCCUGAGCCUCUCCGAUCCUACUUUUAAGAUUUCACAGCAACCUUCUUUUUUUUCUCCAGGGAUAAUUAGAGGAAGGAAGAAAAAAAAAAUUGCAUCACGAAGAAUACCCGAGAGGAUAUCUUUAGAUUGGAGAGCACUGAGCGAAGCCUGUUCUGGCCAUGCCAGUUCUCAGCAUUGAUGCUGAGUCAGAAAUAGGUAUCCCAAAAUCCCUUUGUGAUGAACUUCCCUUAAAAGCCAUGGAGGAAUUAGAGCACACUUGCCCUCAGCCUCGCUUGACUAUUGCCUCACCUGCUCCAUUUGCUGUAGAAACAAGCUGUCAAUGCAAAGCACCUCAUGAAAAAUUAACAAUUGUUCAGGCUCAUGUAGGUACGCCAGUUGAUCGACCUGUCAGGGUGUACGCAGAUGGCAUAUUUGAUCUCUUCCACUCAGGUCACGCAAGAGCACUCAUGCAAGCCAAAAACUUGUUCCCUAACAGCUACCUACUAGUUGGAGUUUGCAGUGAUGAACUAACACACAAGUACAAAGGAUUCACGGUGAUGAAUGAAAGUGAGAGAUACGAAGCUCUGCGCCACUGCCGUUAUGUGGAUGAAGUUAUCACUGAUGCCCCAUGGACCUUAACUCCAGAGUUCUUAGAAAAACAUAAGAUUGAUUUUGUUGCUCAUGAUGACAUUCCAUACUCUUCUGCUGGUUCAGAUGAUGUAUACAAGCAUAUAAAGGAGGCAGGCAUGUUUGUACCAACGCAGAGGACAGAAGGUAUCUCUACAUCCGACAUAAUCACUAGAAUUGUACGAGAUUAUGAUGUUUAUGCCAGACGUAACCUUCAGAGAGGAUACACUGCAAAAGAGCUAAAUGUUAGUUACAUAAAUGAGAAAAAAUAUAGGUUUCAAAACCAAGUGGACAAGAUGAAAGAAAAGGUGAAAAAUGUAGAAGAAAAAUCAAAAGAAUUUGUUUAUAAAGUGGAAGAAAAAAGCCAUGAUCUUAUUCAAAAGUGGGAAGAGAAAUCAAGGGAGUUUAUAGGAAAUUUCUUGGAGCUAUUUGGCCCAGAUGGAGCUUGGAAGCAGAUGUUUCAGGAACGCAGUGGGAGAAUGCUUCAAGCUCUGUCACCACUCCAGAGUCCAACUGGCAGCCCCACCCGAGAACGUUCUCCAUCACGAUCUCCUUCUCCAACCUUACCAUGGGUGAUCAACAAGCUGUCCACUCCUUCAUCUCCUAAGGGUGCUUCAGCAUCCAUUAGCAGCAUGAGUGAAGGAGAUGAGGAUGAAAAGUAACAUAAUGUUUUAGAAAAUGGUAUAUAUGUAAAGAAAAUACUUGACCCUUUCCUGCCUGAUGGACCGACUCAAACAUGAUUUUUGUUUGUUUGUAUAGUGAAUAAAGGAGAAUGUGAGAAUUAUUAAAAAUAAAUUCAGGAAUGUUAGAAUACUCAGGAUCCGUGAGUUAAAAUGUUCUAGAAAAACUUAAGUACAUCAUUUUUUAUUGGUGCCCUUAAGAAGCAGGUAUGUGUUCAACUGGCAAGUCUAAUAAUAAAGAGAUAACAGGCAGAAAGCUGAAUAAUUAAUGAAGGAACAAUUAGAGUUAAAUAUUUUGGAGCAUGUGGUUCCUGGUAUACUUGAGCCUUGUGCCUUUGUGCACAGUAAAUUGUUUAAUAUUAGUUAGAUCUAGCUUUUCAUAUGCAAUGCACUAUUGGAUCAAAGGGUAUUUACUCCAGAAUGCCAAAUAUUACGCAGCUUGUACUAAUAAAACAAGAUUUUAAUAUAUAAAUUAAUACGUCAUCACCAUGUUGCAUUGACGGCACCCUCCACUACCCACACACUAGUGCUAGUGAAGUAAAUUGGAGCAGAACACCUUCAUGAAAAAAUAGUCUGCGUUAACUAAAUAUAGUGCAAUGCUAUUUUCAGACUAUUUUUUUUUUUAUUAAACUAUCUUGCAGAUACCCUGAUACCUCCAUCAGACAUUAUUGACAUUAGCAUGAUUUCAAUGAAUGCAGGGCAUUCAACUUUACAGUUAUAGACAAACAUUAGACUAAGACAAAACCAUAAAUUACAACAGAAUCAGAGUCAUACAAAGAACAAGUAAAACAAGAAAACUUUCUUCCUUCUGUUGUAGAAUAAACACAACAGCUAAUAAACUGUUUAGCUUGCUACAGCUCCCCCUACUGUUCAGUCUGCCAAACACACAUUGUAUCAUGAAUGAUGUUAUUACGCAGAUAAUUACGGAUAUUUGUGAAAGCUGAAAGGUCACAGUUUUUCCAUCCUUGGGUGAAAGAGAAGAUUUAUAAAAACUCUCAAUAAUAUUUCUGUAAAAUUAACAAGUGUGAUUGUAACUAUUAACAAAUGAAUGUAAUGUGUGGCAUAUUGCAAAGCAUAUGAAGGCAUAUCAUCUAAAGAAUGCAAAUACUUUGUCAUUUCUAAUAAUCACUUAUCAUUGUUUCAUAUUCUGGCCUGUAAAGAAUUUUACAGAUGCUCUGUCAAAGACGCAUAAAGCUGAAUAAAAUCUCAUUCGUUUCUUUGA
Molecule: messenger RNA, 2587 nt
Organism: Pelobates fuscus (common spadefoot toad)
Lineage: Eukaryota; Metazoa; Chordata; Amphibia; Anura; Pelobatidae
Gene: PCYT1B
Product: phosphate cytidylyltransferase 1B, choline
Exons: 8
Coding region: 238-1347 (369 amino acids)
Biological process (GO): CDP-choline pathway
Molecular function (GO): phosphatidylcholine binding; choline-phosphate cytidylyltransferase activity
Source: RefSeq, a predicted model, not a curated record